UCUUCACUAACUAAAAGUGCACUUGGAUCUUUAUUUUCCCUAAGCAUUUUAAAACAACAUGAAAUGUAUAACACUAUAGCUGCUUUGAAUAACUCAUUGCAUUGAUUUAUUUCAGAUCAUGUAUGCGGACAGCCCUGAAAAGCUGGAGAGCGCUACUAUAAAACUACGAGAAAGCUCCCAAACAUCUUAUUUUUCACGUGUGGAAGCCUUUUUAAACCGGAAAGAAGAGUGGGUCCUUAUGUUUUGUACCAAGGUGAUAACGCGUGGCCACAACACGAAUAAUUUUGCGGAGGCGUCCAUUCGUAUCCUCAAGGACAUUUUACUUUCCCGCACGAAAGCCUUCAACGCUGUUGCUCUAGUGGAGUCCAUAGCAGAAGUGUGGGAGCUCUACUUCAAGAGCAGGAUAUUGAAGCAUGCACAUAACCGUGUCCCCACACACCAUCUGCUCUAUGACAGUCUCCUAAAGAAGGCACCAGAAGGAGCUGAAGCAUCAGUUAUUUCACUUGGGGACAACUGUUUUUCUGUGCCAAGUUUUGGAGAGAAUCGCGAAGUGUAUGAUGUGUGUGGAGACAUAGGCCUGUGUACAUGUCCGGCUGGUUGCACAGGUGCCUUCUGCAAGCACCAGGCACUUGUGCACAAGCAUUUUGGCGGCAUUUUCCCUAACUGCCCAGCACUUACAAUAGCUGACCGCCACGAACUGGGAAGGCUUGCGCUUGGAGGUGCGUGCCCAGGCAUUGAAUUUUUUGCCAGCUUCUGUGACCCCAUUGAAGUGCAAAGUGAGCAGCAUGGCCCAGAACUUCAGCAUGAAACUGUCGCUGCUAAUGAAGAUGAAGAGCAACAAGACUAUCCAGCUGUUCUUAAACAAUAAGUUUGUCCGUCAGCAUCAGGCCUCGAGCAGCAAGACAGCCAGGUGCGUGGCAGUUUCCAUGGUCGGCUUAUUUAAAAAAUCGGGUAUAAAAAAUAAGUAGCACCAAAUCAUGCAACUAGCUGACUGGGAAGUAAUCAAGCAUCUGACAUUCUACUUCUGUAGUUUGUAAUAUUCAGGAAAAUUCCCCUGGCAUUCCACUGCCAUAACUGUCUGAAUCACUGUAAGCAUACUUUCUAUGAUGCACCUAUACAAGACAAAUUCUAUAUAAACUAACAGUACAGCUAUUUUCGGCCUUCACUUUAUCAUUCUCUCAUGAAGCAACGAAGCAGUACGUGUGAUGGGUGACACGGCUUAUAAUAAGGGUAAACCAUUGCGUUAGCUUCAUAGGAAAUGUCCCAAGGAGAGUAGCUUUGGCUAAAAAGGUGUGCCCUCUGUCUGCAUACAACUCAUAAUCAUUAUGCACUAUACUUGGCACAAAAAUGAAAAAAAAAGAACGAAAGAACAAAGCACAAACUAGGAACCGUUUAUCACCAUUGGUAAAUAUAUAUUAUAAGGAACCGCUUUAUUCCAGCUGACCUCGUGCUGCCUCGCAAAGAUGCUGUGCAGCUGACAUAUACAGAUGAGGAAGAUGUACAAUGAAUGAUAUGUAGAGAUGAUGAAAGUCAGGCAUGUGUUGCACUCAGAAUAUGUGCAUGCAUGGUGAUAGGCAUGUGAUAUAGCAUGUAGUUGAAGCAUAACACGUAAAGACGUCGUAGGCCAAAACUGCAGAUAUUUUUGUAUCUGAACAAAACUCAGGCAGUGCCCCCCGCUUCCCUUGAGCCCAACAAGGACUUUGAAUAACGUGUUCUUUCUCUCUCUUAUGAAAGUCCUUUUUUUUCUUUACCUCAAGUUAGCCCAGCUUUCUCUCUCUGCCUUAGUUUUUGCUCUUGAAUCUACCUUUAUUCUUUGUAACAGUAGCAAACACUUGUACUGUUUGCAGCUGUCUUUGGAAUUGCUGGGUGCCACCUGUUGUUGGCAUGUGUAUUUUCGCUCCCAUAGGCUCGCACAUCACUUAGUCUGCUCUGUGUACAGUGCUCAGCGAUAGACAGCAUGGCAGUCGGUGCUUGUGCCACUGGUGAUCGCUGAGUAGGCCGAAUGCAGUUACGAUGCACCAAAAAGACUCUCACUUCCAUGUGACAU
Dermacentor andersoni is the source of this 2047-nucleotide messenger RNA. RefSeq lists its product as uncharacterized. The record is from RefSeq and is a predicted model, not a curated record. Gene Ontology annotation, molecular function: zinc ion binding. NCBI's taxonomy places the organism in Eukaryota, Metazoa, Arthropoda, Arachnida, Ixodida, Ixodidae.